Messenger RNA from Rhinolophus ferrumequinum (greater horseshoe bat), 2537 nucleotides. RefSeq names its product Ras association domain family member 4 (gene RASSF4). NCBI's taxonomy places the organism in Eukaryota, Metazoa, Chordata, Mammalia, Chiroptera, Rhinolophidae. The transcript has 11 exons. Gene Ontology annotation, biological process: signal transduction. Bases 147 to 1112 code for a protein of 321 amino acids. The record is from RefSeq and is a predicted model, not a curated record.
GCGGUCCGGACGCCCAGAACACAGCAGGCGGUGGGCAAUAGGCGCUACGGACGCAGCGUGGGUGCCGGCGAGGGUACAGCACUGACAGCGGCCUCUGGACUGCGCGACGAGUGGACGGUAACUUCAGAGCCUGCAGACAAAAGAAAAUGAAGGAAGAUUGUCCACCCAGUUCUCACGUGCCCAUCAGUGACAGCAAGUCCAUUCUGAAGUCAGAGCUCAUAAGCCUGCUGAAAACCUACAACUGCUACCAUGAAGGCAGAAGCUUUCAGCUGAGACACCGAGAGGAAGAAGGGGCUCUGAUCAUCGAAGGGCUCCUCAACAUUGCCUGGGGACUGAGACGGCCCAUCCGGCUCCAGAUACAGGAUGACAGGGAGCGAAUGCACCUCUCCUCAACCUCCUGGAUGCCUGGCCAGCCCAGCUGCCACCAAAAGGAGCCACCUCUUCAGGAUGGCAGGGUCACUGCCCAGGAGCCACGUGUUCAGCCCACCGAGCACAGGGCUGAGAACUCCAGAGACCGCUCAGAGCCUCUGGAGGAGGAUGAGGAGACCCCUCAGCUGAUGCGGACCAAGAGCGACGCGGCCUGUGUGAUCCAGAGGCCCAGGUGCCGGGCCCCUGGCGAGGCCCAGAGGCUCCGGAGACACCGCUUCUCCAUCAAUGGGCACUUUUACAACCACAAGACCUCCGUGUUUACUCCUGCAUACGGAUCCGUGACCAACGUGAGGGUCAACAGCACCAUGACUACCCUGCAGGUGCUUACCCUUCUGCUGAACAAGUUCCGAGUGGAAAAUGGCCCCAGUGAGUUUGCACUCUACAUCGCUCAUGAGUCUGGGGAGCGGACAAAAUUGAAAGACUGUGAAUACCCGCUGAUUUCCAGAAUCUUACAUGGGCCCUGUGAGAAGAUCGCCAGGAUAUUCCUGAUGGAAGCUGACUUGGGUGAAGAAGUUCCCCAUGAUGUCGCUCAGUACAUUAAGUUUGAAAUGCCGGUGCUGGACAGUUUUGUUGAAAAAUUAAAAGAAGAGGAGGAAAGAGAAAUAAUCAAACUGACCAUGAAGUUCCAAGCCCUGCGUCUGACAAUGCUGCAGCGCCUGGAGCAGCUGGUGCAGGCCAAGUAGCCACCCAGUGCCCGCCUCUUCCAAUGCCAGCAGCAGACAGUGCACCCUGAAUGCUGGUGGCCGGGCCCUGAUCAGUCACACUAAUGACUAGCCGCCUGAGGAAUCCAGCACCUGUGCUGUCACAUGUCCACCUGCCAGGGUAUCACAAGUCCCCAGCCCCUGGCUCUUCGCUCCAAGGCGAGCUCUCAUGGGACCCAGACACAGGAAUGGGUAGCUGGAACUUGUUGGGUGGUGUCUGCACGAGAGGCUGGUCUGGGCAGUGAGCAGCCCUGAAGAUGGCACCGGCCACAUUAUGUGGCUAGAUGGCAUGGUCUGUCCCAUUCACGCCACACCUCUCCUGCUUAGGAGAACAGUCCCUGACCCAGCCCCUGGGCGUGGGCUCCAUCUGCCUUCCCAGUGCCUGGUUCAGAGCUCCUGCAGGGCCACAGCCCCUGUCCCCAUCGUCCACAUGAACCACAAGACCCCAUCUGCCUUCACUUCAUGCUGCCACUUGGGACCUCUGCUGGGAAAAUGGGGGCUGCCAGUAGGUAUGGGAUGUGCCCUGCUCCCAGCCAUCACUUCACCAUGGCGUCCCCUGGUCCCUGGCCUCCAAGCCUCUGAUGUCACCCUGUGAGCCUCACACAUCCCAGUGCCCCAGGGCCAGAGGUCAGACCACGAAUAAGACCACGAUCAUCUCAUCUUUUCUCUGCAGCACUAAUUCUGAACUUCCUCAGCAAGAUCUGAAGGAACUCUCACAAAGAGCUCGCUGCAAAAAAAAUGCCAAUUUGAUCAUGUGGAGGAGGUGACCCACAUGGCAUUGGAAGGAUGACACCCCAUGUACACGAGAGUCCAGGGUCCAGAAGCUGCAGGGCAAUGGCUCAAGAAGGCUGUGCUCAGCCCCCAUCUUCACUGUCCCUCUCUGGGCUUGCAUCCCUCUGCCGUCAACGGGGUGGGAUGAAGAUAAAUGUUCGUUUGAGGAGAAAGGGCUUUGAAUUUCCUGGAGCCAGACACUGAACGAUUUGGGUUUGUCAGCUGAUGGAGAAUUUCUGGAAUGAACAAAAAGACCUUUACAAAACUAUGCAACAGUUUACAUCAGUUAUAUGAAAUGUUUGACAGCAAGCUGAAAGCCCAAUUCCUUUCUCACUAGGGCCUGUGGAUGGCAUACUGAAAGGGAAGAAUCAUAAAGGCUUCCAAAUACGGAUGAGAUUUUAUCUCUGCUCCAUGCAACCGCUCGUCACCAGUGCUCAUAAAGAACAGAGCUUAGGAGCAGCCGUGCUAUGUGGACCCCCUGUCAGGGUGGGCUUCAUGCCAGGAUGUCCCCCUCCUGACUUCAUCAUCACAGAGGCACACAGAGAGGUGCCUGGGCUGGCCCGCCACACUUCCUGUUGUCUGCUCUCCUUCAGCAGCACAGUUUCCUAGGUGCUCAAUAAAGGUGUGCUUACAGGA